Molecule: messenger RNA, 333 nt
Organism: Trichomonas vaginalis G3
Lineage: Eukaryota; Parabasalia; Trichomonadida; Trichomonadidae
Product: DNA/RNA polymerases family
Exons: 1
Source: RefSeq, a predicted model, not a curated record
UACGAAUUCACUCAAGGUCAAAGUGGCUUAGUAACCACAUUAAAACCUAUUGUCGAACAUUGGUCUUACCCUCAGUUCGCAAAGGCAGUCCUUGACAACUACAACAAAUUCUUCUCCGAAGUCAAAUCCAAAGUGAAGGUUUACUAUGAGAACAUUGACGCACUCAUGACGAACGAAGAAGGCUAUAACAAACUCAUUGAAAUGGGAAUGGUCGGUGAAAAGAUGGGUCAAUUCAAAUUGGACAAAAUUUUCACCGAAGUUCAUGUAAUAUCGAAACGUAAGUAUUGGGGCAUACUUGAAGACGGCACAGAAAUAAAACAUUGCAUGAAAUAA